Carcharodon carcharias (great white shark) is the source of this 231-nucleotide messenger RNA. RefSeq names its product reactive oxygen species modulator 1-like. Gene Ontology annotation, biological process: protein import into mitochondrial matrix; protein insertion into mitochondrial inner membrane. The transcript has a single exon. The coding region runs from base 1 to 231 and encodes 76 amino acids. The record is from RefSeq and is a predicted model, not a curated record. NCBI's taxonomy places the organism in Eukaryota, Metazoa, Chordata, Chondrichthyes, Lamniformes, Lamnidae. Gene Ontology annotation, cellular component: TIM23 mitochondrial import inner membrane translocase complex.
AUGCCAGUCACAGUGAGACUGUACCGGCAGUCCCAGCCCAGCUGCUUUGACAGAGUUAAAAUGGGCUUCAUGAUGGGCUGUGCAGUUGGCAUGGCAGCUGGUGCACUUGUUGGCAGCCUCAGGCUGGGGCUGAGAGGCCGAGAGCGGCUGGGUGGUGUUGGGAAGACCAUGAUGCAGAGUGGAGGCACGUUUGGAACCUUCAUGGCGAUUGGAAUGGGAAUCAGAUGCUAA